AUGUCUGAGCUGCGAUACUGGGGAAAUCCACAACUUGAGCACUUGCAUGCACGGUACACCGGCACGAUUCAUCCAGAUACAACGAAACAUGAGUGGGCGACCCACCAACACCGAGACACAGCUGCGGCCAUCGUGGCAAAUGGUGCGCUUCUCACGUACAAUUCGAUCGCUGAUGGCGAGUCGCGUGCGCGGACCAAGUUCCGUGUGUGUGAGCGAAUGAUCCAACCGUGUGGUCCACCACCCAAGCAGCAGGAGAUGAUCUAA
Molecule: messenger RNA, 264 nt
Organism: Malassezia globosa CBS 7966
Lineage: Eukaryota; Fungi; Basidiomycota; Malasseziomycetes; Malasseziales; Malasseziaceae
Exons: 4
Coding region: 1-264 (87 amino acids)
Biological process (GO): mRNA splicing, via spliceosome
Cellular component (GO): U2 snRNP; precatalytic spliceosome
Source: RefSeq, a predicted model, not a curated record